AUGGAAUGGUAUAUGAUACUAGCAAUUAUUAUAAUCAUUCCUUUGAUAAUUGUAUUGAUUAUAUUAAUUGUCUGUUCAUUUAUUGGUAAACGUUGUAAAAUCACAUUUGUGAAACGAACGACAAAAUCGACAAUAACUGUUAAACCAUCAGAAUCACUAAAACAAGGACGAUGUUUAUUUCAUAAAACGAAACAACCUCCGCCUCCUCCACCACCACUAGAAAAGAAGAAAACUUUUGAACUUUGUAUUGGAAUAAACAAAGAAGAUAAUAAUUCUAAUAUACAAGAACAAGAAAAGCCGUUGUUAUCGAAAAAAGAAUUGGAAAAGCAGCAAAAAUUACAAGAAAAAGAAGAAAAAGAGCAACAAAAAUUAGAAAAACAAAUACAACAAGAAAAUGAGGAAAGACUUGCUGAUAAGCAAAAACUAAUGGAAGAAAGACAACGUAUCCGUGAUCAAUUAAGAAUUAAAUAUAAUCUGCCAUCGACACCAGAAAAAGUUUAG
This is a messenger RNA of Didymodactylos carnosus, 501 nucleotides long. Lineage: Eukaryota; Metazoa; Rotifera; Eurotatoria; Philodinida; Philodinidae. The record is from the annotation of a GenBank genome assembly.